AUGGCAUCCGUCAUCGCCGUAGAUCUCGGAAAUCAAAAUUGUGUUAUAGCGCUUCCCCAAAACGGAGGUGUCGAUAUUGUUUGCAAUCAAUCGUCCCAGCGCCUUACUCCAACGAUGGUCGCAAUUGAUAACGACAGAAGAUACGCUGGAGAGUUUGCAAAGACUCAGCAAAUGCAGAACGUAAAUGGAACAAUCACGAACUUGAAACGUCUCAUUGGUGUAAAAUAUGAUGAUCCAGAACGCGAAAUCGUAGAAAAAUUAACACCACUCAAACUUGUUAAGUUAGAUGAUGGCUAUAUCGGUGUUGAACUCACAUAUGGUGAUAAGCCAAUUGUUCUUCGUAUUGAGCAACUCCUUGCACUCAUGUUUAAGGAAGUUCUUAAGAUUGCUAAGUUAAAUGGCUCAACAAGCAACGAAGUUGUUCUUGUUGUCUCACCAUGGUGGAGUGAACGUCAACGUCGUGUUAUUCUCGAUGCUGCUAAGAUUUCUUGUGUUAAGAUUAUGAAAUUGCUCAACUCAACAACAGCUCAAGCUAUCUGUUACUCAAUGUAUCACAGAUCAAAACUUCCUGCUACAAAGGAUAAAGCAGUUCCAGUUGCUUUCAUUGAUUUCGGUGAUUCAUCAUUAAAUGUCUCAAUUGCUCAGUUAUACCAAGGUGCAGUUGACAUCAAAUCAUUUGCUUGUGAUCAACAUUUCGGUGGAGCCCACUUCACUGCUGCAUUACAAGAAUUAUUACUCGAAAUGACCAUGAAGAAGUACAAGAUCGAUCCACGUACAAAUGCUCGUGCUAUGCUUCGUUUCAACACCGCUGUUGAACGUGCAAAGAAGGUUCUUUCCAUUAACCCAGUUGUCAGAUUCGAAGUUCAAUGUCUCAUGAACGAUAUUGAUGUAAGAUUUGAUUUCAAACGCGAAGAUUUCGAAGCCAAAAUUGUUGAUCUCGUCAAACGCCUUGAUGAGCCAAUCAACAAAGCUCUUGAACUCGCUGGUGUCAAGAAAGAAGACUUGUUUGCAAUUGAAGUUCACGGUGGAGCAUCAAGAGUUGCUGCUGUCAAAGCACACAUCAAAGAAAUCUUUGGCAGAGAUCCAACACAAUCUCUCAAUCCUGAUGAAUGUUUCGCAAUGGGUGCUGGAUUCCAAGCAGCAAUUCUUUCACCAAAAUACAAAGUUAACUUGAAUGUUAAUGAUGUUGCUCCACAUACAGUAAUGAUUGAAUACACAGAUGCAGAUGGAAACAAGAAGAAUCCUGUUCUCUUCAAACAAUUCAAUAAAGUUCCAUCAACAAAGGAAGUUUCAAUCAAAGUUGCUCGCAAGACAUCAGUUCGUAUUUACACUGAUGAAUGUGAUCUUGGAAACAUCGAAAUUGAUACAGGAAAAGAUGAACCAGAUACAGUUAAUGUACAAAUCCGUAUGACUCCUGAUUCAGUCAUUGAUGUCAAAGAUGCAAACAUUGUUGUUACUGAACAGAUUCCAAUCAAAGAAGAAAAGAAACCAGAAACAAAGAAAGACAAUUCAAAGAAAGACAAUUCAAAGAAAGAAGAAGAAAAGAAGUCUGAAGAUGCUAAGAAAGUUGAAGAGCCAAAAUUCAAGACUGUUAAGAAGAAUGUUCCUGUUUCUUUAAAGUAUACACCAGCGUUUGGAUUGUCUGAUAAAGUAAUUGAAGAAUUAAAGAAGAUUGAAAUUGAUAUGGAGAAGAAAGAUAUUCUUGAAGAAAAGAUUGAUUUCGCAAAGAAUGAUCUUGAAUCAUAUAUAUUCAGAAUGAUGAAUGGAAUGGAUCGUGAUUUCCCAGAGUAUUUCGAUCCUAAGACAAAAGAUGCUGAUCGUGCUAAAGUUGAUGAAGUUCAAGCAUGGUUUUCUGAUAAUGAAUUCGAUAGAUUACCACUUGUUGAAUAUGAAAAACAAAUUGGAAUUCUUCAUGCUUUUGGUGAGCCUGCUCUUAGACGUAAGGAUCUCUUUGCAGGAGUUCAUAGAAUUGUCUCUACAUAUCAAGACAGAAAAGAAGCUGCAAUCAGAAGAUUGGACCAAAAGGAUGAAAAGUUCAGUCACAUAACAGAAAAAGAAAGAAAACCAAUACGUGAUGAACUCAAUGCUUAUGGUGAUUGGCUCAAACAGAGACAGGCUGAUUGUGAGACAGCUCCAAAGCAUCUUGAUCCACCCCUUACAUCAAAUGCUGCUGAAUCUCGUAUUGCAAACUUAGAAGAGAAAGUUCAAAAGCUUCUUUGCAAGCCAAAGCCCAAACCAGAACCAAAGAAGGAAGAAAAGAAGAAAGACGACAAGAAAGAUAAAGAUCCAAAGAAUGAAAAGAAAGGAAAGAGUGAAGAAGAAGAAAAGAAAGAAGUUCCAAAGACAGAGGUAAAAAGUGAAGAUUCAAGCAAGCAAGAAGAUGUGAAGCAAGCUUAA
Trichomonas vaginalis G3 is the source of this 2397-nucleotide messenger RNA. RefSeq names its product HSC70CB, isoform G-related family. The record is from RefSeq and is a predicted model, not a curated record. Lineage: Eukaryota; Parabasalia; Trichomonadida; Trichomonadidae. Bases 1 to 2397 code for a protein of 798 amino acids. Gene Ontology annotation, biological process: protein folding. Gene Ontology annotation, cellular component: cytosol; nucleus. The transcript has a single exon. Gene Ontology annotation, molecular function: ATP-dependent protein folding chaperone; ATP binding.